Messenger RNA from Aplosporella prunicola CBS 121167, 474 nucleotides. RefSeq lists its product as uncharacterized. Lineage: Eukaryota; Fungi; Ascomycota; Dothideomycetes; Botryosphaeriales; Aplosporellaceae. The transcript has 2 exons. The record is from RefSeq and is a predicted model, not a curated record. Gene Ontology annotation, cellular component: intracellular membrane-bounded organelle. Gene Ontology annotation, biological process: vesicle-mediated transport. The annotation marks the transcript as partial.
UGCUACCUAAACAACUACGGCCAAGAGUAUUGCGACUACAGCCCGUGGCAUGAUUGGGUCCGCUGGGUCGUCCUCGUCGUAAUCGUCGUAGCCUUCCUUCUGGUCUUCAUCCUCUGUUCAUGCCUCACUGCUCGCCGUCGCCGCCGCAUGGGCCAGCAGCCCUACUGGGGCACGGGCUGGGCCGCCCGCAACGGUCAUGGUGAAGCCCAGUUCGUCGGCAACCAGAACUACCACCCGCCUCCCAACGCGCCCGGUUACAACGCUCAGCCCUACUACAACCCGCAGUACAGCCAGCCUGCUCCGCCCUACACGCCUCCUGCCAACGGUUACUACGGCCAGCAGCAGACGGGCUUCGAGAUGGGUACCGUCCCCAACCAACCACCUCCCGCCCAUACAGGUCCUGAGCGCGCUGCCGACGAUGUGUAUGCGCCUCCUCCUGGCCCGCCUCCCCAGAAGGGCGAAAGGAUUAUCUAA